This is a messenger RNA of Lithohypha guttulata, 1902 nucleotides long. RefSeq lists its product as uncharacterized. Bases 1 to 1902 code for a protein of 633 amino acids. Lineage: Eukaryota; Fungi; Ascomycota; Eurotiomycetes; Chaetothyriales; Trichomeriaceae. The transcript has 3 exons. Gene Ontology annotation, molecular function: RNA binding. The record is from RefSeq and is a predicted model, not a curated record.
AUGUCUGACGAUGAGGCCGAUCCAGAGCUACUAGCUCUGUUGCGUCAAACGCUGGGACUUGGACCUGUAUCAGCUUCAGCUCCUCCCAACACACGGGUGCUGGAAACAGCAGAAUUUGUGUAUGACAAUGCAAUCGAUGUUAGUAUUGUGUCAGGAGCAACGAAGGCUGCUGCUGCGUCAAUAUGGCAGUUGAUGAAAGACAAGGACAUUUCGACCAAUACUUGGUCCGAACAUGAGCUACAUCCCAAGGCAAAGGACGAAAGUACUGUCAACUUUAUUUUCACCAUGGAUCUUCUUAAUUUCAGCUUCUGGUCCACGCUAACCGAGGACAAACGGUUCCAGAUUGACUACAAAGGUCGAAGCUGGACUGGAUAUUGGUCACUUGUCGCAAUUCUUCAGCGGGCUCUUGAGGAAGCUACAGACUCGCAACUUCGAUACGUGUUUCGUUCCUCCACCGAUGAAGAGAUGCCCCUACUUGAUGAUCGUAUUAAUCUACUUCGCGAAAGUGGUGCAAUCCUAGAAGAGGAAUUCGAUGGAUUGCCUAUCAACGUGAUCAAACAGGCUGACCAUUCCGCUGCUCGAUUCGUGAACUUGCUGGUAGAUCACUUCCCAGGCUUUCGAGACGAGCAUGUCUUUCAUGGCAAGACUGUGCGGUUCUACAAACGAGCGCAAAUCAUGGUUGCGGAUUUGUGGGCAGCCUUUAACGGCCAAGAUUUUGGUUCUUUCGACGAUAUUCAGCAUAUCACUAUCUUUCCAGAUUACAGGAUCCCACAGAUUCUGCAGUCUCUGAACGUGCUCUGGUACUCACCGCGUCUCGAAACGAAGAUCAAGAGAGGGGAGGAGAUUCGAUCUGGUGAAAACAUGGAAAUUGAGGUAAGAGGCUGUAGUAUUUGGGCUGUGGAAUUGCUCAGGAGAGAGAUGGUCCGGCAGCACCCUGAGGUGAAAGAGAGAUUUAACGCUGUUCUGAUCGACUUUUUCCUGUACGACUUUUGCAAGCAACAGGAAGAGCAAGCCAAGGCAGAUGGCACAAAGGACGAUAUAUUACCACAUCACAGGACCCGGAGCACAUGUCUCAACCACUGGUCCUCCUCCACUAUUCCUCCGUGGUCGUUUACCUCACCCAGCAUGGCCACAGCCCUCCAAAACGGGCCAGUAACUACAGUCUACGCACAAAACCUCGAAGAGCGCAUAAAAAUCCCCGCCCUAACCGAAGCCCUCACCGAAAUCUUCUCCGAAUACGGCACAAUAAUAGACCUCGUCGCAAAGAGUAACCUAAAAUCCAAGGGACAGGCAUUCAUAGUCUUUGACAAUGCAGACAGCGCCGCCAAAGCGAUUGAGGAAAUCAACGGGUUCGAGCUGUUCGGGAAGCCGAUGAAGUUGGAUUUUGCACGGUCGAGGAGCGAUGCGACAGUGAAGCAGCAGGAAGGGGAUGGGGGUUUGGAGAGGUGGAAGAGGGGGAGGUUAGCGGAGAAGGAGAGGAAGCAGGCGGCCGAGAAGGUUGGUGUGACGGCGUCAGCGGCGGGAGCGAAGAGGCCGCUUGGUGGGCAGCCGACGCAGCCAGCUGCUGCUGUGGACGGAGGACGGCCGGCGAAGACGCAGAAGGGAGCAGGAUUGAAGGGGAGCAGUGCGAAUGCGAGUGCUGUUAUACCUGAUGAGUAUCUGCCGCCGAACAAGAUUCUGUUCUUGAGGGAUAUACCAGACAGCUAUGACGCGGAUGGACUGAGCAGGAUAUUCAGUCGGUUCGAAGGCUUCAAAGAGGUACGACUUGUGCCAGGUCGUAGGGGAAUUGCUUUUGUUGAGUACGAGGCUGAGGUCGGUGCUAUCAGUGCGAAAGAGGCGACUAGUGGGAUGCAACUAGGAGACGAAGGGAAAGGCAUACGGGUCACAUAUCAACGCGCAUAG